CCAGGAGCAGAGCAGCAGGAAUUAGUUGCAGUCCUACCAUCGAUUUGAGCUAUACAAUCUCAAAGCAAAUACAACAUUUCACAAAUGAAAAAGCAUCAUGGAAGGAAUGGGUUAAGGAUCUCUGUCCAUUAUGCUGAGAUGGGUGAAUUCAUCAUCCAUAGUUACGUCAUAUUUUGAGCAGAGAGAAACAUCUGUAGAUAACACUGAGCUAGCGCGACCUUCUUGGGACUUCUUUAGAGGUUUAUUGCUGUGAGUUUGGCAGCCAACAUGUUCACUUUCCUCUCGUGGAAAGUACCCGUGCCCACUCUCCUGGACCCCAAGCUCUGCUACCUCCUCUUAAAUCUCUGUUUUCGUGUAACAGCUUGGCCACAUGUUCCGACAGGGGACAACUGCCCGAGCUCCGAGUGGAGCGUCAUGUGUCGUCCAUGUUGCGAGUACCACCUGAUCCAGUGUCGGUGUCCCUCAAAAGGGUCGAUGGUAGGUUACACUGUACCCUGCUGCCGCAAUGCUCUGGAUCAGUGUGACCCCUGCAUCAUUCACCCAGGCUGCAGUCUGUUUGAAAACUGUAAGAGCUGCCACAAUGGAACAUGGAAAGCCAAUGACGAUUUCUUCGUCAAUGGAAAGUAUUGUACAGAGUGCCGCCAAGGCUGGAGUGGAGGCGAUUGUAAAACAUGCGGAGGCGUCAUCCAGCGGGCUCAGGGUCACAUAGCCCUGGAGAGUUACCCAACAAAUGCCCGAUGCGAAUGGACAGUGCACGUGCAGAAGGGCAGCAGCAUCGAGCUCAGGUUCUCACUGCUCAGUUUGGAGUCUGACCAUAACUGUCGUUAUGACUACGUUGAGGUGCGAGACGGCGACGAUCUGAGCUCCCCUGUGAUUGGCCGGUUUUGUGGGGAUCAGCUGCCUCCUCCAGUAAAAAGCUCUGGGAAUUUCUUGCACAUCCUUUUCACCUCAGAUGGCUACAACAACUUUGAUGGAUUUGUUAUUACUUUUCAGGAGAGUUCAGUUUCAGCCAGUAGGAAUCCAGUGUGUGCACCUCCAGAGGAACUGGCCAAUGGAUAUUUGCUACCUGUAUAUGGCCUCAAGGACGAGGUUGUGACUGUAAACUAUCGGUGCCAUCCACCUUUCACUCUCACCGGCUCCCAGCAGAGGACCUGUCAAACUAAUGGCAUGUGGAGUGGCACAGCUCCCACAUGUGUGAAAGGCCAAACAAGCAGAGUCCAGUGUGCCCCUCCACCCAAAUUGUCGAAUGGCUACCACAGACCUGCUCUUGACACAGCAACGGGCGCAGAGACGGUUGAGUUCUUCUGUAAAAACUCCUACAUUUUGACUGGAAACCACCUGAGUGCCUGCCUCUCUAAUGGAUCCUGGAGUAGCAGGCCACCAAAGUGUGUGAAAGCUUGUCGAGAACCCAAAGUGUCUGAACUUGUGCGACAAAGCGUUGUGAGGCCACAUCUAUUAUCAAGAGAGAGUCCAAACCAGAGACGGCUCUCAUCGAGGUACGGCAUGCAUGAUUUGUUGUCAGCUGGCUUUAUUCCACUGGACAGACAGUCCAGUGCAGGAACAGAUGACGCAGCUUUGGACGAGUUUCCUCGUGGUUUUCACUCGGUCUACACGAGCAUCAAAUACAAGUGUGCGUCACCUCUCUACCACCACACAGGAAGCCCCCGACGCACCUGUCUGAAGACCGGCAGGUGGAGUGGGCGUCAUGUUUCCUGCUCGCCAGUUUGUGGCAAAUUUGCCACUUUCAGUGUUCACAACCUCUCAGACACUCAGUGGCCGUGGCAUGCAGCCAUCUAUAUCCGCUCACCUCCUGAUCACACUGCCAGCGGCUCCCACAGGUCCCGUGGAAUGAGCGUGUCCGAGCAGCGGGAGGUGUCGGAAGAAUCUUCGUUCUGGUACCUGACCUGCAGCGGGGCUCUGCUCACCCAGCGUAGCGUCCUGGUGGCAGCUCAGUGUGUGGUAGGCAAGGACAAGCAGCAGCCCCUUCACCCGGCACAUGUGAAGGUUGUCAUAGGAAUGCAGAACCAGCCGAGAAGCCAGCGCCACCUCAGGGUUUCAGAUAUUUUAGUGCAUCCAAACUUUUACGUUGCUCCAGACUCCAACGUGGCUGUGCUCAAGCUAAAGGACAAGGCCAAGAUCAGUGAGCGCGUGUUGCCAGUGUGUCUACCCAGAAUGCAAGGAGGAGAGGUGACAGUGCAGGAGGCUUACACCACGAGGUGGAUUUUACCAAACAAUCAGAGGCACCUGGGCCGCUACACCGCUUCCAGCCAGAGCAAACUUGUUGAGCUGAGUGAUGUUACUCAAUGCGAAAGAGAGUUUGCACAAGGAGGAACACAUACCACAGAGAUCAGUGACAAUGCACUGUGUGUCAUUAGGAAGCCGUCCAGUCCUGAGAGCCCCUGUCCUAGUGUUAUUCCAGGCCUCACAGCCGUGCCAGCUGGGUUUUCAUCCACAAGUGGUGUGUUGUCUGGUCACGAGGAGACUCAGGGAGCCUCCGGCACAGGCUGGCAGCUGCUUGGUUUAGAGAGUUUCAGCUAUGAGGAAAAGAACUGCCACCUACAGACUUACACGGUUCAGACACGAAUAAGCAGCUUUCGAGACUGGAUAGAGGAAAACAUGAAAUAGAUUGUUCUUUUUUCUCAACAUCUUACUCAAAGAUCAUUUUCAGUGGCUGUUUAAUAGUGGUUUAUCUCCAGUCUCAUAAAUCUCAUAUUUGGUGUGAAUGGCAGAUAAAGAGGACACAGUGUCGUGCUUCCUGUCUGUGUUAAUAUCAUGUGAGGUGUGAGGACUGUUUACCUGCCACUCCUCUUGUGUCUCUUGUGUGUGCAUGUUAUUGUUCUGUAUUUGGGUCAUCACCACUUCAAACUAAUCAAUGUGAGCCGGUUAAGAUGCACACCCACGUUCUCAUGAUGUCGACAUGUUACCUUAUUUUUCUGUGAAAUAUUGUUCACAAUAAAAAAAACAAAACAUUGUAGAUAAAGUAGAUGAAUGCUAUUUUAA
This is a messenger RNA of Seriola aureovittata, 3000 nucleotides long. It is a transcript of the gene pamr1a, whose product is annotated as peptidase domain containing associated with muscle regeneration 1a. The transcript is spliced from 11 exons. Gene Ontology annotation, molecular function: serine-type endopeptidase activity. Bases 268 to 2625 code for a protein of 785 amino acids. Lineage: Eukaryota; Metazoa; Chordata; Actinopteri; Carangiformes; Carangidae. Gene Ontology annotation, biological process: proteolysis. The record is from RefSeq and is a predicted model, not a curated record.